Messenger RNA from Uranotaenia lowii, 1751 nucleotides. RefSeq names its product transmembrane protease serine 9-like. The record is from RefSeq and is a predicted model, not a curated record. Bases 18 to 1712 code for a protein of 564 amino acids. Gene Ontology annotation, biological process: proteolysis. NCBI's taxonomy places the organism in Eukaryota, Metazoa, Arthropoda, Insecta, Diptera, Culicidae. Gene Ontology annotation, molecular function: serine-type endopeptidase activity. The transcript is spliced from 7 exons.
UUCUGCUUUCAUCGGCCAUGCUAUCCAGUUGGCUUACUUCUACAUCCGUUGCUUUCACGAUAGCUAUCGCAGCACUCGGAAAGGAUGUUCCUCCAAUCGAAGAAGCAAUGAGCGAUUCGUCCUCCGAGGCACGGAUUAAGGGUGGCUUCAGGACCACCCCGGGCGCGAUACCUUUUGUUUGCUCCAUUCAACAACGGAUUCCGGCCGGAGCCUGGAGCUGGACCCGGACCCAUCUCUGCGGCAGCACGAUUGUGAACGAAAAUUGGUUACUUACAUCGGCCCAUUGCGUGCACCAGAAACACCUCGGCACAUUGCUCGUCGUCUGCGGGCUGCGUCAAGUGAGAUCCCUAGGCCAAAUUACGGUAAAUCCGGAUUACGUCGGUGGCCAGAGGGGCAACGAUAUUGCGCUGAUUUUGCUCCGUAAAUCACUUGUGUUUACGGAAAACGUACAAGCGAUUCCGAUUUUCGAUCAGUCCGUGCUUCCAAGCAAUAAGGCACUGAUUGUUGGCUACGGAGCUUCCUCUUCGAAUGAUGCACCUGGACCUAGGAAUGGAUUACAGGCCGCCGUUGUACCGAUAAUUGCCUAUCAGGAGUGCGUUCAGCGAUUAGGAACACUGGCAGCUUAUCUAACACCCGAUGUCAUAUGUACCGAUAAUGGUCAAGAGGCGGCAGGAACUUGCAUCGGUGAUUCAGGAGGUCCCGUUAUAAUCGCUACGGACCUAUAUCCAUUCAAUGUGCUCGCAAUCCCCACGUGGACGGUGGAUCCCUGUGGAAGUGGUCCUUCCGUCCAUACGCUGAUAGCGGCUCACCUGGAUUGGAUUCUGUCUAUUAUCGUUCCAAUUUUAAGUUUUGAAGGUUUUUCGACAGUUCAGCCUGAAACCUCCUACGGAAUACACACAAGAAAAAUGCUCAAGACCGCGAUUAUUUGUAUGUGCCUGGCGGCACUUUUCUCAAGCGCCUUAGCCCAAAAAGAGUCCCGCAUCGUAGGUGGAGUUGAUGCACUUCCAGGCGAAUUCCCAUACCUUGUGUCGGUCGCGCGGAGGAAUUUGUUGCUGUUCCGACAUGUUUGUGGUGGUACCAUUCUGAACAGCUUCCACAUCCUGACGGCAGGCCACUGCUUCAUCAACAACCCUCGGGACAGAUACACUGCCACGGCCGGAUCGCUCCUGAUGAAUGACUUCGAACUUACCGAGCAAACGGUAAACGUGAUGUUCUUCACCAUACAUCCGGAGUAUCAAGGAGGUGUCAGCCCGUAUGAUAUUGCAGUGGCCCGCAUGCAAUCUCCUUUUGGAUUCACACCCAGCAUUCAACCUGUCAACCUUCCAGCUCAAAACGCAAUUCCCGCAGGAGUAGUUCGUGUAGCAGGUUGGGGAUCCACGUCCAGUGGUAUCUUGCCGAGUAACCCGAACCAUCUUCAGACGGCUCGUGUUGCAGUAUUCGACAAUGCUCAGUGUCAACUGUUGAUGACUUCGCCGGCUGUGGGUAUUCCUAUAACGUCCGCCAACGUUUGCAUUGGACCGCUUACCGGAGGAAUGGGUCUUUGCGCGGGAGACCUCGGAGGUCCCAUCGUUCAGGUCACUGCCGGACAACACGUUCUCGUUGGUGUACAAACUUGGCAUGCAACUCCGUGCGGUGUGCCCAAUCUGCCUUCGAUGGGAACCAGGGUAUCAGCUUAUGUUGAUUGGAUCAAUCAAAAUUCGCAGGUUGUAUAAGCAAAAAAGACGUUACGUGGAAAAUAAAUCUGAACAAUA